AUGAUCUCGUUCGCCCCCACCCCCGUCUUCUCAGGCACAUGGUAUCACCAUCGACCGUCCGUCCCGUCCCCCCUCUCCUCCUCUCCAGUCCGCGCCUCGUCGCCCCUCUCGCCCAGCGAAAACAACACGCUCUCCAUGUCGCAACGCCAUACCCAGUCCUCGCCCAUCCAGCCCUCCUCCAAGUCCAAGUACGCGUCGCGUCCGACGCGGCCGAACCCCGUCGUCCGCAAACGCGAGGACGCCCAGGACAUGAGACGCAGGAACUUUUUGCAGAGCGUGCGCCAGAAGUCGGAGGAAAAGCAAUGGCUACGGAGGGAUAUUGAAGGACAGCUCCUCAAGGCUAGCUACCUAGACACCAUGGACUUGCUAUCACAUGGCGCUCCCGAGCUCUCAGAUGCCGAUAUUGAAGAUGCAAUGGCCCUCGAAGCACAAUUCCAGCAGCAGCUGAGGCAGCGGCAUAAUGGAAACCUUGCUGCUGCUACCGCCGCCGGCGAUGACAUGGCCAUGUACGACGAUGAGCUGCCACCUGAUGAGGACGAGGAGAUGGACGCCCUGGUGGCAUCCUACCAAGAACAGGUGGCGGUACCUACACAGCGCCCUGAGUCGCCGUCGACCAUGACCGAUGAUGACUAUGACGACAUCUUUGCCGAGCUUAUUGCGCAGGAGCGCCAGCGCCUACCGUCAACGUCAGAAGAUGUGCAGAUGGACACUGCCGAGUAG
Geosmithia morbida is the source of this 720-nucleotide messenger RNA. RefSeq lists its product as uncharacterized. The record is from RefSeq and is a predicted model, not a curated record. The coding region runs from base 1 to 720 and encodes 239 amino acids. The transcript is spliced from 2 exons. Lineage: Eukaryota; Fungi; Ascomycota; Sordariomycetes; Hypocreales; Bionectriaceae.